GCAAAGAAAAAAUCAGACGGAAAUGGCUGAAACUGCUUUUGAUAAACUAUUGCGGAGUUUUAAUCGCCUAAUUUCUCGGUAUGGAUCUUUUUGUGGAGGUCCGCAACAUCACAGGGAUCUAAAACUCCUGAGGACCUUCGUCAACAAAUUAGUUGAGAAAAACCACGAACAGAAUGAAGUGAAAAUUCUGGCGAACUCCAUUAAUGAUGCGAACCAGAAAAUAGCCAAUGCCUUCAUAUCAUUUCAGCGCUGUCAAACUGGCACUUACGAAACUCUCCCCAGCAUCAUAGAAGAUGUUACGGUUAUCUCAACAGUGGUGCAGAAAAUUUGUAUCAAAUUGCCUGAUAUCAUAUGUUCUCCAAGAGCUGACACGAUAGUAGUUGAGGAUGAAACUGUGGUGACCUUGCAAUUUGGAAGUUCAUCGACAACAGGUCCCGAGGAAGAAACGGUGGUGGGCUUUGAUGAGGAUGCCGUGAGGGUAGUGCAGCGGCUUACCGGAGGAGAGGAGUUGGAAGAGUUCUCAAUUGUCGGCAUGCCCGGAAGUGGUAAGACAACUCUGGCCAGAAAGGUGUACAAUGAUCCUUCUAUUACAUCUCACUGUUGGGAUUUCUCACGAUUUAAAUUCACUAACAAACACACACAAUCGAAGAACAAAUCAAGAAUAUAA
Molecule: messenger RNA, 667 nt
Organism: Ilex paraguariensis (yerba mate)
Lineage: Eukaryota; Viridiplantae; Streptophyta; Magnoliopsida; Aquifoliales; Aquifoliaceae
Source: the annotation of a GenBank genome assembly